UGGAUUAAACAAAGUUAAUUGCACCUAUUUCUUAUUUUAAUCUGGAGAGUGGGAAUUUUUGUAUGAAGUAGUAAUAGCACAGGUAGUAUAAGAAUAUGUCAAGCACGAUGUGUGACUGUUUUGAGACUGACUGAGGUUUGGUAAAUACAAUUAGCUUAACCUGUUUUGUUUUGUGGGAAUGGAAACAGGCUCAAAUUAAGGAAGGGGUUUAUCCAGGGAGCAUGAGUUCAGUUUUUUCUGUUGCAAAUGGCAGAAAAACAAUUCUGACAACAUGUCCAAAAAAGAAAAAGAAAAAAGAGAAAGAAAAAAAAAGUUAUCAGAGGUUUGCUGAGGACUGACCAAUCUGGCCUAGGAAUGGUGAUGGAGAAAGAGGAGAGCCCAGCUUUCAGUAGCAGGAGCUGGCGACUACCUUUCUCUGGCACUUUUUCCUAUUCUCAGCUCUGUGUCUCAGGUCUCCAGAAGAGAGACUGAUAGGCCCAGGCUUUGUGGGGAGACAGGAGCCUGUGAUAGUCUAUUACAUGGCAUCAAUGGUGAGAGGUGGGACAAUUUGCUAAGAAACCCGGGUGACCUAGUGCAUUGGGCUGCAGAAGCUGGAUGGGGAUGCUGGGCAGGCAAAAAUGAAAAAUGUCCCCUACAAGGGUCCCACAGCCUGCCAGUGACUCAAUCCUCCUUACUCCCAGGUCAGUGCUCCUCUCCACACAUGAUGAGUCUCAAUAAAUAUUUGAGUGUCACCCACUUCAAUGGUUUCUGCCUCUCCAGACCCUACCUGCCCUGAGGCAGUCUUGGUCCAGUAACUCUGCGCCAGAGGAGAGCUGGGUUAGGGUAGUAAGGGAGGUCAAACUGGGGUGGGGUAUCCAUCCAUGCUCUCUGCUUUGUUUCCAGGGGUCUUCAGGGCUUUGCUCAAGGGCCAGAACCUAGGAGCCCAGGCGGGCAGCUCGGGAGCAGAGGGGCCUAAGGAUUUCAUUGUCAGAAACGUAUCCCAACCGUGAACAGGGGCAUGGACCACAAUGACGGUGUCAUCCAAGCUCCAGCUGGCACCGUGGUGCCUCAGGAACUGCUCGAAGAAAUGCUUUGGUUUUUUCGGGUAGAAGAUGCAUCUCCUUGGAAUUAUUCCAUCUUUGCCCUGGUGGGUGUGGUGAUUGUGAUAAGCAUUGUCCUCCUGAGAAAGAGCAUCCAGGCAAACAGAAAUCAAAAGACACUGAGGAAAAACAAACUGGAAACAACAACUCUGGAAGUCCAAGACUUGGCUGAGGCCGGAGCCAGAGAGGACAACAACCUGAACAUGCUAAGAGAGACUUUGCUCUCAGAAAAGCAAAAUUUGGCCCAGGUGGAAACUGAGUUAAAAGGGAGAAAGGCGCCACUGGUUCUCCUUCCAGACCCACAAGAAUCCGAGAGCUAGGAGGGGUCCAG
Panthera uncia (snow leopard) is the source of this 1410-nucleotide messenger RNA. It is a transcript of the gene SLC51B, whose product is annotated as solute carrier family 51 subunit beta. Lineage: Eukaryota; Metazoa; Chordata; Mammalia; Carnivora; Felidae. The transcript has 3 exons. The record is from RefSeq and is a predicted model, not a curated record. Bases 998 to 1399 code for a protein of 133 amino acids. Gene Ontology annotation, cellular component: plasma membrane. Gene Ontology annotation, molecular function: transmembrane transporter activity; protein heterodimerization activity. Gene Ontology annotation, biological process: bile acid and bile salt transport.